CAAAGAGAGAUUGUUUAAUGUUGUUUAUGGUUCACAUUUUUAUACAUCACAUUUUCACUGAAUCUUCCUCUGCGUCUCUCAGGAGGAAGAAUAGCACCUAGUUGCAUCAGAAGAAGCAAUAUUUAGGAGAAGGGUUUUUUCUUGAGUGACAAUGGAAGGGGUAGAAGAGUUUGAUGAAGAAGAUGUGUGGUCAGUUUUGAGAGAAAAAGAAACUCCAGGUCCUGAAAUGAUAAUGUCCAAAAGUAACAAUCUCUUCUCGGCCUCUUCAUCAUCUUCUGCGAGGUACAUUCCUAAGGGCAACGAGGUCUCCGGGGCAAAACAGUCAUCUGCUCCAAUGAAUGUUCCUGACUGGUCCAAGAUUUAUGGGAACACAAAGAAGAACACAAGAAGCAGCCAUUUGCUCAUUCAUGAUGAUGAUGAUGAUGAAGACGCAAUGGUUCCUCCCCAUGAAUUGGUAGCAAGAAGGCUCGCAAGAACACAGAUCUCAUCUUUCUCCAUGUGUGAAGGAAUCGGACGAACACUCAAAGGAAGAGAUCUCAGCAAAACAAGGAAUGCUAUCUUAACCCAAACAGGUUUCUUGGAAUCGAACAUCACAUCAACAUCACCACCACCACCAGCAUAG
Eutrema salsugineum is the source of this 622-nucleotide messenger RNA. RefSeq lists its product as uncharacterized. The record is from RefSeq and is a predicted model, not a curated record. The transcript is spliced from 2 exons. Bases 152 to 622 code for a protein of 156 amino acids. NCBI's taxonomy places the organism in Eukaryota, Viridiplantae, Streptophyta, Magnoliopsida, Brassicales, Brassicaceae.